GUUCGCGCGCAAUUUGAACAAAAAUUGACAUGUUGCUUUUCGUUGUGUUUUUGUCAAAAUUUAGUAACUGGAUCAUAGUAUAAAAAUAUUUAAAUGAACUUUGAAGACAUAUAUACUUGAUAUAAACAUGGAUUUAUCUGAUCAAGUAACAGAAAAUGAUAUUGAUGGUUUAAUAAAAAGAAUUGAAGUGACGAACUUCCUUUGCCAUGACAACCUAGCAAUAGAUUUCACUAAGGGUAAUAUUCACUGGGUAACAGGUCUGAAUGGCAGUGGCAAAAGUGCAAUUGUAACAGCAUUAGUUGUUGGCCUUGGGGGUAAGGCGAUUGCGACUCAUAGGGGUAAAAAUAUUCAAUCGUUUAUCAAAAAUGGAAGAGAUUAUGCCGUUAUAGAAAUAACAAUAAAGAAUGACACAGAUAAUGCGUACAAUCAUCACAUAUAUGGCGAUGAAAUUAAAAUAAUUAGGAGAAUAACUACUUCGGGUUCAUCACAAUACACAGUGAAAUCAGCAUCGGGAAACAGGGUAUCAAAUUCAUUUUCAGAAGUAACUAAUAUUAUGUUAGCUCUUGAAAUUCAGGUUGAUAAUCCAAUAUCAGUACUGAAUCAAGAAGAAGCAAAAACGUUUAGUACAAUGGAUUCUAAGAAAAUGUACUCAUUAUUCAGAAAAGCAACAAAUCUAGACCAUAGUAUAAACAAUUAUUACCAAGUUCUAGAAAACUGUAAAAAAGCUGAGGAAAUAAAGCAUGAUAAGGAAAAGACUUGUGCAACAUUGAAAAAGAAGUACGAAAAGUGGAAACACAAACAAGAACAGCUAUUAUUGCACGAUAAGAUAGAAAACGAACUCAAAUCUAUUGGUAAUGAAAUGUUUUGGAGUGAAGUUGAAGAGUUGGAAAAUGAAAUUAGAAAUUUGGAGAGCAAUAUUGAAACAAAAAAGGUUGAAGUCGGACAACUAACUAGCAUGUAUGAAGGCUCGGAGAAUAUUCACACAAUGAUUGAGAAUUUAAAGCAAAAACAAAAAGAACAUGAUCGUACUAUAAUGGAUUUAAAUCAAGAGCAAAGGAACCUAGAGGAAAAGAUUCGUAAAGAAAAGGAACAAUGUGAUAGUGUUCAAAGUGAGACCAAUAAUAUACAAUAUCGUCUAGAUAAAGCGGAGAAAAAUAUCAAGGACUUUGAAAAUGCUAUUCGAGACAUACAGUCGGGUGGAUGGGCGUCGAGACGUGAGGCAGCAGAGCAAGAAGAACAGCGUGCGAUUAUAGCGGAGAAGAAAGCGGUUGAAAGACUAGCGGAGGCCGAAAGAGUGUUAGAUGAGGUCGUGAGGAGGGAGGGAGAGGCAGAGGCCUCCGCUACUGCAGAGGUGGAGGACGCUCGGGAGCUGCGUCGGCGUCUCGAAAAAGCACGUGCCCUAUAUGUACGUGCGCGGACAAAGGAUCCGUUGGCGCUGUGGGGUGAUGAUGUGUCUAAGCUAUGUCGACGUAUACAGCAGGCAACACAGCGAGGACACUUCGAGAAACAGCCUAUAGGACCCAUUGGUCAGUAUUUACGUCUCAAAGAUAAAAGGUGGGCCAACGCCUUGGAACAUAUCAUCGGUAAUCACAAGAGGACGUUCUGUGUUCAUUCUGCAGCUGAUUCCCGAAAACUAAUUGAGAUUAUGAAUGAGGUGUUCGGGUCGCGGCCCAAGCCGACGGUGUCGUGCAGCGCCUUCCUGCCGCGGCACGACGUGGCGCGCCACCGCGUGCGCGCGCGCCCCGCCGCGCUGGACGCGCUGCGGGUCGACGAGCCCGUCGUGGCCAACUUCCUCGUCGACAACCUGGCGCUCGAGACCGUGCUGCUCGUGCCCGACGACGAAACUGCUAUGAGUCUGGCCAGUGACAUUGAAAACGUACCAGUGAACUGCAGCAAGAUAGUGACUGAGGACUGCAACGAGUUCUACCCGGCGCCGAAUUAUCGAAGCUAUGGCAGCGACCCGAGAGGAGCUCGAGAGCAUUUCCUAGAACUGAGCUCCGAAGACGUAGAAAGACAACUACGCGAAAAUGUGGACAUCGCAGAGGCGGAAUUGAAGGCGAAAGAGCGCUCAGUGGAGCAAACGCGACUCGUGGCGAAACAAGCGCGGCAGGAGGUCUGUGACGUGCCUGUGGCGGCGGCGCAGGCGCAGUGCGAGAGCAGGCGCGCGGCGCUGCGGGGCUGCAGCGCGGCGCGGGCGGCCGCGGCGCGCGCGCUGGCGGGCGAGGCGCGCGCGCCGCAGCACGACGUGCUGACAAGCUAUUAUAAUAUAACCUUAUUUGUCCAGGAAGAAGAACUUAACAAAACCAAAGAAGAACACCAAAAUCUCAGAAAAAAAAUUGAAGAAUUCAAAGUAAAAGAGAAUGAACACGAACGGAAUAUAAAAUGUUAUGAAAGUAAAAUAAGAGAUCUCGAAAAAAAAAUCAUCGAGAAUAAAACAGCUAAACAAAACUUACAGACAGAAAUCACUAAGAAACAGUCGAAGAAAGAAAAAAGGUCAAAUUUGAAACUUGUGUUGGAACAAACUAAAGACAAUCUUGCUAAGAUGGAACAGGAAAUAUUACAAAAGGGACAGAAAAUUUCGAGAAAGCUACAAGAAGCGUCUGGUCCACCCUUCGAAAAACCAAGAUCGCGUGAAGAGUUACAACACUGUGCGAGGAAACUGCGCGCGGAGCUGAGCGCGCUGCGUGAGCUGGCGUUGGACGCGGAGCUCGUGCGCGAGGAGGUGGAGCGGGCGCGCGCGCGGCACCGCGAGCUGCGCGAGCAGCUGGACGCGCUGGACGGCCUCAUACGAGAGAUCAAAGUGGCAGUUGAUGAACGAUUGAACUUCUGCGUUGAGCUAGAGCUGCAGAUCACUAGGAAAGUGCAGAUAUGUUUCGCAGCAAACCUCGCUACGCACGGUUACUAUGGCGCGCUGCUGGUGAGCCACUCGAGAGGCACGCUGGAGCUGAGCGUGACGGGGCGCGACGGCGCGCGGGACGUGCGCAAGGCCAAGGCGCUGUCCGGCGGCGAGCGCUCCUACUGCACCGUGGCGCUGCUGCUGGCGCUCUGGGAGUGCGUCGAGCUGCCCUUCUACUUCCUCGACGAGUUCGACGUCUGCCUGGACAAAACGAACCGAAGGAUAGUAGUGGAGCUCCUGAUGAAUUUCGCCCGGAAACAUCCGGCGCGACAGCUGGUCAUGGUGUCGCCAAGCAUGCCGCACGAAAUGCGCGAGCCGCCCACCCUACACCGACUAGAAAAUCCUCGUUCAUAAAGUGUCAAUAAACUCCAACUCACAAAAAUCCAACGGAUUAUUUAAAAAAAUUAUAUUUUUUUUAAAUAAAAAAUCAAUAA
Messenger RNA from Melitaea cinxia (Glanville fritillary), 3330 nucleotides. It is a transcript of the gene SMC6, whose product is annotated as structural maintenance of chromosomes protein 6-like. Bases 128 to 3250 code for a protein of 1040 amino acids. Gene Ontology annotation, biological process: double-strand break repair via homologous recombination. The transcript has 20 exons. The record is from RefSeq and is a predicted model, not a curated record. NCBI's taxonomy places the organism in Eukaryota, Metazoa, Arthropoda, Insecta, Lepidoptera, Nymphalidae. Gene Ontology annotation, cellular component: Smc5-Smc6 complex; nucleus; site of double-strand break. Gene Ontology annotation, molecular function: damaged DNA binding; single-stranded DNA binding.